This is a messenger RNA of Limanda limanda (common dab), 4352 nucleotides long. RefSeq names its product nucleolar protein 8 (gene nol8). Bases 60 to 4025 code for a protein of 1321 amino acids. The record is from RefSeq and is a predicted model, not a curated record. Gene Ontology annotation, molecular function: RNA binding. The transcript is spliced from 18 exons. Lineage: Eukaryota; Metazoa; Chordata; Actinopteri; Pleuronectiformes; Pleuronectidae.
GUUGACGGUGACACCAGCUGGACACAUGUGAGUGACAGCGUCGUCGUGGAAACGGAGCAAUGCAGCGGCUGUACAUCGGUGGCUUGAGCCACACAAUCACUCAGAAGGAUCUGAAGGAUCGAUUCGGGAAGUUUGGAGACGUGCAGGAUGUUGAGCUACGGACCAGGAGAGACGAUGAGGGAGUUCCUUACAAAACCUUCAGCUACAUCAACAUCAACAUUUCAGAAGCUGACCUGAAAAGAUGUAUGACGGUGCUGAACAAAUCCAAAUGGAAAGGAGGAACUCUGCAGAUUGAAAAUGCCAAGGAGAGUAACCUGCAGAGACUAGCUCAGGAGCGUCAGGAGGCGGAGGAGCAGCGCCUGCAGCCGCCUGCAGCUGAAGACAAGAGGAAGAAGCUGCUCGACUCCCUGAGCAAAGCCGGCGUGGACAACUUCCACAUGAACGCUGCAGUGCCAGGGACCGAAGUCCCGGGUCACGAGGACUGGGUGGUCAGUAAGUUUGGACGAGUCCUCCCCAUCCUGCAGCUCAGGUGUCGGAAAGGCAGCAAAGCUCGAACCCUGAACUACGACCCGUCCAAAUACAGCCACAACAUCCGCAAGCUGGACAAAGGCGAAGAGGACCAGCACACCCCCGUCACCCAGCUCACCUGGGAGGUGCCGGGAGGGGACGAUGACAUCAGCAAAAAGAGGCGGGGCGAGUUCCCUCCAUAUGUGCCACCAAAACCCAAAAAGAGUCGGAAAAGCGUGACCAGCUCCAGUGAUGCAGUGAGCACGACCAGAUUGGAGCCGAUUGUUCAUUCCAUUCCUGUCCCUAUCACUGUCCCUAUCACUGUCCCUAUCACUGUCCCUAUCACUGUCCCUAUCACUGUCCCUGUCACUGUCCCUGUCACUGUCCCUGUCCCCGAGUCCAAACCUGAACCUGUCAGCAACGGAUUUCAACUCCCAACCAAACAAAGACCGCCUCUGAGGAGGUUGAUGCCUUUCAACAGCUACGAUUACGAUUCGGACGACGAAAUCCGCAUGCUGGUGGCCAAUCAGAACACCUCCCAUGUUGCACUGAGCCAGGAAGUGGAGGAUGAUAAACUGGAAGUGGUUGGAUUAGACUACCUGGUGAAGUCGGGACGUUCCUGUGAGAAAGACGAGGACGACUAUGAUUCUGCUGACACAGAUGAACUCUUUGCAUCCAGGAAACCUCCUCCUCCUCCAGUUCUUCCUCCUCCAGCUCCAUCGCAAGAGAAACAGACACAGCCCACUGCAGAAAACAGCUCAGGGAACAACAAGGAUAGGAAGAAAAAGGUGAAGAGGAAAAGUAAAGUUCAUGUAGCAGAAGAGGAGGAGGAGGAGGAAGAGGAGGAGGAGGAGGAUUCAGCCGAUGCUGAAGAUCAUAUAACUUCUGCCCCUUCUCAGAAAAAAAACAGCAAGUCAGCAGUUCUCCCUGUUGUGAAGUCCUCUUCCUCAGAGUCUGAUGAUGAUGAAGAUGAUGAUGAAGAUUAUGAAGCCAUGUUUUCUAACGUCACCCGCCUGGAGAUCUCCAUGGCUGAUCUACAGAGGCUAGCUGAAGAAGCCACGCAGACCUCUGAGACUACAGCUCCCAGCAUCCCUAGCGUCAGCACCGAAAAAGAAGCUAACCUCAUAUCUGGCGUCACAAAACAACCCGCACCCAAGAAAGGCACAACGCCAGAGGAGAUCCUCGCCUCCCUCAUGAAGGGCUACUGCAGCGAUGAUGACAAGAAGAAGAGGAGAGGGAUGCUGCCCGCCUUCCAGGGAACAAAAACAUUGUACAAGGGAUUAGAAACAAACGACUGCCAGAAGAGACAGAGAGAGGAGGAGCAGCAGCAGGAGGAGAGAACAGGAAGUGUGGUCAAAAAACACAAGCUGCACUCCGAAGCUCCUCAAGUGGACCAGAAAGCAGCUGAGAGCAAAACCAGUAAAAGUUUGAUCAAAGGAAAACACAAAGAAACAAAGAAGCCAGAGAGCAGUGAGGAGGAGGAAGAGGAGGAAGAGGAGGAGGAGGAGGAGGAGGUGGAGGUCGUGAAGAACGUGAAGAAGAAGGCUGCUACUAAAGUUCCAAAUAAAUCUGCUGUUAAUACUGAGAAACCAGAGACAAGUCCCUCCUCCAGCAGUGAAGAGGAGGAGGAGGAGGUGGAGGUCGUGAAGAAGAAGGCUGCUACUAAAGUUCCAAAUAAAUCUGCUGUUAAAACUAAGAAACCGGAGACAAGUCCCUCCUCCAGCAGCGAUGAUGAUGAUGAUGAGGAGGAGGAGGAAGUGAAGGUCGUGAAGGUCGUGAAGAACAAGGCUGCUACCAAAGUUCAAAAUAAAUCUGCUGUAAAUACUGAGAAACUGAAGAAGGCCAGUCGGGCUGUUCCAUCAGCAAAGACUUUACCUUCAUCCUCCAGCUCCUCCAGCUCCUCCGGUGAGGAAGAUGAGGACGAACGAGAGAUUGUCUCUUCCAAAGUUGUUGGGAAAAAAGCAACUCCCCCUGUUCCUCACAGCAAGUCGUCCUCUUCCUCUUGCUCCUCCUCCAGCGACGAGGAGGAAGAGGAGGUGCAGGUUCCCUCCCGGGUGAAGUUAGGAGCCAAGGAGGAAGAGGAGCAGCAGAGGAAGGCCAACGUGAGGAGACUCGCUGCCGUCCAGCAGAGACUGAAGGAGGCCGAAGAACACAAGAAGCUCAUACAGGGAGCUCUCUCCAACGUGGAUACUCCAAAAUCAGGAGCAGGAAAACAUAUUGUCUUUGGCUCUGAUGAUGAGGAGAAUGAUGAUGAAGAUGUGCAGCAGAAAACCUCAGAUGUCACAAAGUCAAAAAAGAAGACCCUGCUCAAGGACAGCCAAUCAGAAUCAGAGGACGAGACCACGGAUGAUGAGGCUUCAGCCAAUGAGAAGAGCCAAACAAAAGAGAAGGUGCGUCAGAAGCAGUCAGGCCCUCAGCUGUUUGGCGGCAGUGAUGAUGAUGAAGAGGGUGGUGAUGAAGAGCAGGAUGGAAGCAGAUUUGACAUCAGACCUGAGUUUGAAGGUCGAGCCGGUCAGAAGCUGAUGAAGCUACAGUCUCACUUCGGGGCAGACGAGCGAUUCCGAAUGGAUUCUCGCUUCCUUGAUGAAGACGACGGCAAAGACGAAGAGCCAGAGAUGAAGAUGACAGAGGAUGAUGAGGCUCUGGAUGAGGAGAGGAAGAAGAACCUGUUCAUCAUGCAGAGCGUCCUCGGCAGCAGCCAACAAACCUGCACCACCAAGACUGCCGGCAAAGCCAAGACCUUCAGAGACGUGUCGGCGCUGCACUACGACCCGAGCAGAGAGGAACAUGCUGCGUUCGAGACCAAACCAGAGGAAAACAAAGAGAGCAAGUCGGCCAGGAGGAAGAAGAGGGAGGAGGCUCAGAAGCUCCCGGAGGUUUCUAAAGACAUUUAUUAUGACGUGUCUGGAGACCUGAAGGCCGUGUUUGGUUCGACAAAGGAUGAAAUCGCCGAAGAAGAAGUAGAAGAACAACAAGAAGGAGAAGAAGAAGAGGAAGAAGAGAAGACAACCUGGGACCAAAAAGAGGUAGAGGAAAAUAGAGGGAAUGAAGAAGAAGAGGCGCCGACUCCAUUGACGUCUGUCGUCUCUGCUGAGGCAGACAAACAGGAAUCUGGAUUUAAAUUCUCCUUCUUUGAAGACGAUGCAGAAAAAGAGAGUAAAGAAACGGCAGAGUACAAGGUGGAGAAUAUCCAGGGUCCAAAGGUGUCAUGGCAACAAGACCCUCGUUUCCAAGACAGCAGCUCGGAGGAGGAGGAUGAGGAUCAGGAGAUGGUUGAGGAGCAGAUCAGUUCUACACCUAAAACCACAGAAGCAGAGACUCCUGCAAAGACCGGUCUCCUCUUCUUCUUCUACCCUGAGGACAGCAGAUUGGCAGAGGGCCCAAGGUUGUUCUGUCGUCCCUCUCAGCUGGAGGAGCAGAUGGAGCAGUGGGACGAGCGGAGGACCACACUCAGACAGGAGUAUCGCAAGAAACACAAGGACGCCCGGAGAAAGCUGAAGGUCUCCCUGAAGAGCUGAGGAUGAUGGGAAGUCUGUUUCAGUUUGAUUACUCUGGUCUGGACUUUACAGUUAGCAGAUUUAUUUCCUCUCGUUUGAUUUGUUCUCAGACUGAUUUCAACAGUCAACAGGAGAGAGAACAAACAGCAGCUGAAGACGCAGACUUGAAGCAAAACAUCGAGAUCAUCAGAAUAUAAAAUGUGUUUUUUUAUUCCAGUAAAUCCUCAGAUAUAUUUUGCAAUCAGAGCCUCCUGUUGUUCUUGUUAGUUUCCUGAAUGAGUCAGCAGCAGAUACAGAGGAUCUAACGAAUCGAGAUUGAAUUUAAUAAUAAAAUGAAUAUCAAAGGUC